GUGAGCCAAAAUAAACCUUUCUUCCUUUAGCUUCAGAGUAAGUAUUUUUGUCUCAGCAUCAGGAAAAGUAACUAAGACAGCAGUGAUACAGUUAUGAUACUGAGUCAGAUCACCUCAGGAGAGAUGGAGAGGGAAAGCAAAAGGAGCCCCUAGCCCCAGUCCCAGGACACCCCACUUCUUAGAGAUCAGGGGGGCAACCAUUCGUCUGGGAGUUUUGCAAGUGGUAAGCACUGUUCUCAAAUAGCUCUGUACACAUCUCCUUAUCUAUAAAGAUAUUAGCCCUUGAGAUAAAAGAGACAAAGUUUCUCUCUCCUGCUCUUACAGUUGACCUAAAGCAACUCUCAAAAUUGCCUGAAUAACCCGGGCCUUCCCUUUUAACAACCCUGCUUGUUAAAUAUUAUGUUCACUGGUUAUGAGGUAUGUAAGUUUGAGAUUGCUAGGUGUGGUGGUGCUUACUUAUAAUCUAACACUGGGGAAGCUGAGGCAAAAGGAUCAUGGUGAGUUCAAGGACGGCCUGGGCUCUAUAGUGAGUUAAAGGCCAGCUUGAAUUAGUGAGAGAUCCUGUCUCAAAAAUAAAUCAAGCUGGGGGUUUAGCUCAGCUGCAUAAGUGCCUGCUUGGCAAACGCAAGGUCAUGAUUCAUGACCUUUUUGUGUAUGUGUGGGGGGGGCACAAAUAAAUAAAUAAAGUCUGAGCCUAGAAAUUUGAGAUCCUUUGAGAUCUCAGACUCCAACAAUCGCCCCUCUCCACCUUGACCCCAGCUCCAAUCUCUAUUCACAUUUGUCAUAGCUAAAGUGAACACUGAGGCCAUGUCUUGAGGGAACCUGAGCAGCUGUGUGGUCCUCUAGAAACACGGGCCCCUGAAUCCCAAAGGUGAGUAGAAGCUAUGAUGGAAAGGCCAGACACAAGCCUACUUUGGCCUCAUUUCAGGUGUUCCCAAGUAGUCAGCCGAUCUCUGCCCGAUAGCCUGCUUUCCCAGAGCCUCAGACCCACACCUAAGUGUUAUGGAGAUACAUUCUGGGAGAAUCUUACCCGAAGGUCCAGCCCCAUCUGGAUGGAAGAACAGUGCCUCCCACCCAUGUUGAGAACCACUGGUUGCUCCCAGCCUGGCCUAUACCCUCCUGGGGGGCUCCCACCCCCUGAGAUGCUUUGCCGAAGAAAGAGGAAGAGGCCCCAGUUGAAAGGAAUGCAGCAAGGACCUGGGGCCAUCCCAGCUCGGGUGAGGGCUGUGGCUUAUCACCUGGAGGACCUGAGGAGGCGCCAGAGAACCAUUAAUGAACUAAAGAAGGCCCAGUGGGGCAUCUCUGAGGCUGCACCUGAACCACUGGAGGUUCACGAAGAGAGCUGUGAAUUCCUCAGGCCCAGUGAAUACCCUGAUCUGGAAAAAGAGGAAGCAACCUAUCCACAGGAAGAGGACCAUCUUACCACUCCUGCUGCUCUGGUCUCCCUGGAGUCCCCUGGGCCAGGAGGAGGCUUGUGCCUCUAGGCAGCUGAGCUCUCUGGUCUACAGCACCCUCACAGCCAGGGGGAACCCAGUUUACAAUCCCUGAGGAAUGGAGUUGAAGUCGGAAG
This is a messenger RNA of Cavia porcellus (domestic guinea pig), 1570 nucleotides long. RefSeq names its product inhibitor of CDK, cyclin A1 interacting protein 1 (gene Inca1). The record is from RefSeq and is a predicted model, not a curated record. Lineage: Eukaryota; Metazoa; Chordata; Mammalia; Rodentia; Caviidae. The coding region runs from base 885 to 1484 and encodes 199 amino acids. Gene Ontology annotation, biological process: negative regulation of cell population proliferation; negative regulation of cyclin-dependent protein serine/threonine kinase activity. Gene Ontology annotation, cellular component: cytoplasm. Gene Ontology annotation, molecular function: cyclin-dependent protein serine/threonine kinase inhibitor activity; cyclin binding. The transcript has 5 exons.